Anas platyrhynchos (mallard) is the source of this 8823-nucleotide messenger RNA. It is a transcript of the gene LSM11, whose product is annotated as LSM11, U7 small nuclear RNA associated. Gene Ontology annotation, biological process: mRNA 3'-end processing by stem-loop binding and cleavage. The record is from RefSeq and is a predicted model, not a curated record. Lineage: Eukaryota; Metazoa; Chordata; Aves; Anseriformes; Anatidae. Gene Ontology annotation, cellular component: U7 snRNP. Gene Ontology annotation, molecular function: U7 snRNA binding.
UAAUUUCUCAUUAACUCACCGUUAAUUCGCGCCUCCCCGCGCCCCGCCUCCGCGGGCGGUGCCUGGCGGUCUCCCCUCCCGGCGCUGCCCGGCCCGGGCCCUGCUUAGCUUGCGGGGCCGGCGCUGCAGCGCCCCUUAGCGGCGGGCCGGGCGCCGCCCGCCAUGGAGGAAGCUGAGGCGGCCGCGGAGCAGCAGCAGCAGCGGCGCCGCCGGGCGGGGGCCGAGCGCUCGCCGAGCCCCGGCCGCUUGGACGUGAGCUCCAACCGCUUCGACCCGCUGCUGGCGCUGUACUCGGCCCGCACGCCGCUGCCCUUCCCCGGCGCCCCGUGCUUCAACAACCUCGCCGAGUACGAGAGCUUCCAGCGCGGCCUGCUCCGCCCGCGGGGCCGCCGCCCCAACGCCGCCGCCUCCUCCUCCUCCGCCGCCGCCCGCCGCGGUCCCUCCGCCCGCUCCGCCCGCCGCGGCCCCGCCGCCGCCGACCCCGAGCGCAUCCAGAGGCUCCGCAGCCUCAUGGUCAACGCCGGGCCCGAGCAGGAGGCGGCCGCCGGGGGAGCGGCGGCUCGGCGGAGGAGGGCACCGCGAAACGUCCUCACCAGGAUGCCCCUCCACGAAGGCAGCCCCCUUGGGGAGCUCCAUCGCUGCGUCCGAGAUGGCGUAAAAAUUAAUGUUCAUAUCCGCACUUUCAAAGGGCUUCGUGGAGUCUGCACAGGGUUUUUGGUUGCAUUUGACAAGUUCUGGAAUAUGGCCCUGACAGACGUGGAUGAGACAUACAGGAAACCAGUACUGGGCAAAGCUUUCUAUGCAGAACCUCAGCUCACACUAACCCGGCUGUUUGACAGACUCAAACUGCAGGAGUCCUCAGUAAAGAAGGGAGCUGACUCAAAGACUGUCUCGGGGGAGCUGGCCCUGACAAAUGACUCUCAGAUGCUCGGAUGGAAAGGUGGAUUGGGACGAGGGAGAGCAGAAGAUGAGCGUGAGAGGCAGAAGCGCUUGGGCAGAGCUGGAGAAAAGAAGACAGCAGGUGACAGUCUGCAUCUGGCAGUCAGAGGUGAAGCUGAUGUGGGGAGCGGGACUGCUCACACAGAGGGUGCCAGUGCUGGUGGUACACGUGCAAGAAGCCAGUCACGAAGAAAAAGGAGGCCCAAAGUGGAUUAUCAACAGGUGUUCACGCGUCACAUAAACCAGAUUUUUAUUCGAGGAGAGAACGUCUUGCUUGUCCAUUUAGCACAUUAACUAGGCUGAGCCUUCACCAGUGUAUUUAUUUGAUAGCAUGAAUUGCCGCUGCAGCUCUCGUUACUAUUUAGCAUUCUCGUUAAGUAUCAUGGUACUGUGACUGGUUUCCCAUUACCCUAACAAGGUAGGGGAAGUGUUUCUAACUGGAGCACCCUGAGCUUAUUGCCAAAGCAGCCUCCUCUGAUCUAUGCUGGGGGUCUUGGGACAAUGUCAGCAGCACAGUUUUAUUCUGUGAGACAAGGGAGGUAAACACAGGCCCCACUGCUCCUUCAAAGUAAAACGAAGCAACGUCAAGAGGAUUGGUGGGGAGUGUUGGGUUACUCAGUUAUAGGAGCUAAUUGUGGCAUACAUUUAAGGAUCUUAACAUUAGUUCUCCACCUAGAAUGAAUCACAGAUGCUACUUUCCGUGUUCUGAGUAAUCUCAAGAGAAAAUAGCUAAUGAAACCAGCAGUUUAUCUACCACCAUUAUGUGGAUGUCUUCUUUUCCAGACAUAAUUCUGACAGGCAUUUUGAAACAAGUCUAUAAAAAGGUGGAGUGACAUACUACUGAUGGCUAUUAGCCUCCUCAUAGUUAGCUCUGUAAAGCCCUGUGUGAUAGAAGACCUCUUCCCUUAAUUGGACUGCUCUUUUUCUGUGAACGAUUGUAGGAUUUUAACUUGUUUCCAAUGUCAAUGCUUACGCUUCUAUUUGUAAUGCUGUGCUUUUGCUGUGCGUCACCAGCAAGCAGCUAACGUAGCUGAUCCAGGGACCUCCUUUUAUGGAGUUUAUCUGUGAAUGUUGUGGGUGCGUAUGGAAAGUUGUACUUUUAUCUUUCACCCAUUUGGUUCUUAUUGUGAUAGUGAAGUUUACAAAGACAUAGUUUUACUUCUCAGAUAUAAGCAUUUGUGCUGAGCACAGUUGUACUGUAUCUAAACGCCUUUAGAGUUCCCUCUAAUGAAACUAGAGGUGCUCUGUCUUCAGCUGUUCUCAGAAAGCAGAAAUCUCCACUAGUCUUUCCUAUCUGUAUGAAUGAUGCAUCACCUUGUUCCAGCUGAACUGAGCUUUGAAGGUGUGCCUAAAAUUGUUAUGAAGUAUAAAAGUCAAACUCGCCUCAUCAGUGCUUUUAUUUUAUGAUUGUUCUUAAACUGCUGCAGAUCAGCUCAGGCUUCUGCAGGUAUAAACUGCUUUCCAAGAGCUACAUGGAAAAGUUUGAGAGAAAAUGAAGCUGUUACAUUAUCUAGCCUGUUCUCUUGGAUGUCAAAGGACACUAGAUUUCACACUGCUAUUCCUGGAUUCAUCUCAACCACCUUAGGCUUUGCAGCAGCUCCUGUGUUUAAGAUGAAGAUGUGAAAUUGCCAGGACAGUGGUUUGAUGAGACAAUUGGUAGAAGAACUUUCUAGUACUUUAUAGCAAGUGUUUUAUUGCAUUUUGAGGUUGUAAGUCCUUGAACUGAGUGACUGCAUUCUUGAAAGCUGUAUUUCUGUUGCUUCAAGUGCAGCAUAUUGCUUGCUUGUCAUUAGGAAUAUGUCUGGUGCUUGGGUGAAUUACAGAAAUCAUUUAGCAGGAGUUCCUGGACACGCAGAGCAGCUUGUAUGCCUCUGGGGGAGCCUGAAACUUUUAUGUCGACGUUUCAGAUGACAUGGGGCUUGGAUGACUGAUCAGCUCAGCCCCUGAGCUGCAAAUCCAAGUUCAGACUGGGACAAAAGUGCCUCAGAUUAAAAAGUACUGUAGAGGCAAAAAAAGAAUAUUUCCAAUUUCUUAUACAUUGUUACAUUGCUGUAAUCCCUUCUGACUAUGAACUGAAACUAGGCACUGAAAAGAUUCUUCCCUUGGAGGUUUUUGCUUCCUCUCCUUUCGUGCUGUUCUUGUUUGUAUGGUUGUAGUCCACUGUUGUCCCAGCUCCCUUUUUCCCUUCUCCUUUCAGUAUUUUGUCUCCUUGGUAUGUUCCUUUCUAAACUAUGGUUUAGGAAGAUUGUUCUUUUAUUCACCCUUAUUUGUCCUGGUUUUCUGAACCUUCCCUGGUUGGCUUCCUGUGCGCUUGACAGCUGACCAGAAUCCUUCCAGUCCCUUUAAACAAAGCCUUUGUUUCUGCUCCUGACUUCUCAGCAGCUUUUAUUGCAGAUGAAUGUUUUUCAUCAUUUUGGUUUUGGUUGUGGUUUUUUUUUUUUCUUUUUUUUUUCCCCUGUGCUUUCUGACUGGUUUGGUUUUAUUUCAGUUUCAUGGGAUGACUGUCUUUGCCUCUUCCAUUCAUGAAUGCCAAAGGCUACUGAUUUUGACACCUCUCCUCUUUUGUACUUGACCAAAGGGUGUCAUAUCUCCCACUCAGGCCUAUGUACUAUGCCAUCCCAUUGAAUUCUUGCUUUUCUUUACCUCAGAUUUCUAUUUGUCUUUGUCUGCCUAUGUUAUCCUUGUGCAUUAAAUAAGAUACAGCUACCUUGAAUGUUCUUGCAGUUUUAUGGCCCUCUUUCCUUGCCAGCUGAUACUUCACCAAGUUUGCAGUUUCUAUUAGAAAUCUGUGUUUCCUUUCAUCAGAAGGUUUUUUCCUCUUAAAUCUAACAAGUGUUUGUUGUUUCACAUCUACAAGUUUAUUUUUUUAGGUUUUAUGAAAAAUGCUGGUGCUUAGACUUGCGUUUGUGCCUUGAUUUUUAUAUCAUGACUGAUCCGUUCUUCCAAAAUCAUCACCUUAGUCAACAAACCUGGUUAAGAACUAGACCGUAUGUUUUUUUUUGUUUUUUUUUUUUUUUUUACCCUCUACCUCAUUAUUAAAGUGUUCGUCCUCUUUUCUCAUUGUUUUCUUAUCUGUGGAAAUGGUUUAAGUUCUCUCUUCUAUUUUAGGUUUAAUGGUUUGUUUGGUGGCUCUUCUUUUCUUUCCUACUUUCCUAUCCACUUCUCUCAGUAUUUCCAAGCUGCUUCCCAAAUACAGGCUCCUCUAUAACUUCAGAUCUUUCAAAGAGUCUUCCUCUUUCCUACUUUUUCAGAUACCGUAUCAUUUUAAGGCCCAUUAUCAAAAUGCUGUUUUAUGAACUUUGUCUCUUUGAAACAUAGUAUUUGAUUGUGACUAAGCAAGUGAUCCUGCAUGUGUGUUGUCACUUGCAUGUUUAAUACUUCAGAUAAAGUUGCUCUUUAAAUAAAAUUGAAUGUGAUGUUCUGAAGUGGUCUUCUACCUCACUUAAAUAUCCAUGUACAUGUUUAAAAGAAAAAAAAGAAAACUACUUUGUUAUUUUUUGUUGUUUCUGGUUAUUUCUUGCCAUGUUUUUCCUUUUCAAAACUCAGCAUAAAAUCCCGGUUCUUUGUUCAAAAAGCUGUCUGCCUUUGCCAUUCCUCUGUUGCUGCAAUGUUGCAAAGAAGGUGAUGUGAGCAGGAGGCAGUCUUAAGAAACAAAGAGCUGUGUGAGUGAAAAAGCUUUGAGCUGAGUAUAAAGAAUACCUCAAAGGAUCAAUAUGCUGGUAGCAUUCUGCUCAGUUCUUACGUGACAUUUUCAGCCUGAUGCUUAGCAGCGAUUCCUAAAGCGUAUUUAUUGUGAGGUACCAAAUUAUUGCAACGAGCAAAGUUUUCUGAACUACUUUAGAAGUGUUGUGAUAAUUUGAGAAUUUUUUGGAAUAAUUUCUAACAUAGCAGACAUGAAACUUGUGAAAUGUUACGAUGCCAGCUGCAAAAGUGACAUAAUGAGAUAGUCUUGGAGUUAAGCUGUGCUGUCACAGGUAUUUCUUGCCGUAUUAUCACAUACCCUGUAAUUGCCAACAUAGUUCACUAGGGAGCAAAGUCUCACAGUUAUGAGUAUCAUGACUGGGAUUAUUUCUUGGGAAACUUCUGCACAGGUGUUUCAUUUUUAUCAAACAAUUCUUAAAAACGGCUGUGGUAAUGCUAAAGGAAGAAAGCUUGGAGAAAGUGUGGGUUUUAGUUUCUUCUCUCAACUGACUAGUCCUGCUUGGUAAUUGCCUGAAAAUUUUCUGAUCUAGAGACAGAUGCUUAGCAUGUUCUUACCAGCUGAUUACUGAAAUAGUCAAGAGCAAUAGUUUUCUAUCUGCCUCUGGUUUUUCAGCUGCUGGAUUCAUUGUUUCUGAUGCAGCUUUCACUUCUGUAUCAUUCGGAAGCAGGGGCAGGUCUCAGCAGGAGAAGGCUUGGCUGCCCACUUUUUCUUAUUGCCCCUCCUUCAGGAGAGUUACCCAGUCUCAUUUUGUGUCCAGAUAGCCUUAGAUUAUUCCUCAUUUUCAUGCUAUUCUCUGUGAAAAUAGCAGCAGACUUUUGAAAUUGCUUGGUCAGAAAAAUUAUCUAUCUUGGGUCUUUUGCAGUAAACUCAAUUUAUUUUCUACUCUUUUCCUUCCCAAGUGCUAGGUUUUCCCAGUUUGCUGUUGCAACCACUCACGUGAACUUAUGAAUUGCAAUGGGUGAAGAAGUGUUCAGAAAAAAAGAAAUAGAGAAAAAAUGUCUAAUUUUUCUUAAUACGAUGUUCUGUCCAACAUGCUCCCCAUGCUACCCUUUCUAUUGCUCAGUGACUGACUUAAAUGAGCCAGGUGGAAACACUGAUUUCCUCUGAAGUCUUGAAAGAAAACGGGAAGGCAGGAGGGUCAGGAAACUCUGAAAACACAAAUAUCUGAAGUUAUAUAUAUCCAGGUAAACUUUCUGUCUUUAAUUAAACAGAUCAGGUAAGAACCACUAGCUUAAGCUAAAAGCUUUUCAAGUGGAUAAAGCUGCAAGGCUCAGUGCUACAGCCAUUCAGUCAGUGCAGCAGCACUGCUGCAGUAGCACUGAUGCAGAGAUUCCUUCAGCCAGGCAAGCUCUUUUCUGAGACUCUGUUGAGUAAUAUGUUUGUGUCUGCCUCAAAGCAUAACUGCAAAAUCCUGUGAAUUAAUAUAAAGAUGUUUUCUGUUCUUCCUGCAUUGCAAAGUGUAAAAUAGAAAUGCUAGACUAUGCGCCUUCCACAGCCUGGAACUAUUUCGGUUCACACUUUUGCUUCUUGACAUUGGCUUAAAAAUUGGAAGCUUGUGGUGUAGCAAUCCUAAGACUGCCUUUGCUGAGACAUUACAAAAGGCUAACAUGUACUAGAAGUGAUUUUUAAAAAUGAAGGGAUUAUACAAUUUGUGUAAUUAUGUGAUACUGACUGAUAUGGUGACUAAAGGUCAUGUUAUUGUAAUUAAGGUGUUGAAUACCAAAAUCUUUAUUCUCAAGAUAUUAACAAGGUGCACAGAUGGAAAUGUGUGAAGCCUCCACUGGAAGGAGAGGAUUAAAAAAAAAUACUUCCCUUCUAGUGAAGGAAGAUGAUCUCCCUAGAGUGAGGUAGUUAUUUCAAAGCUAUUUAUCCCAGAAUUUCCAGGCUUGCUAAGAGGUUGGUCUAAGCAGGACAAAACCCUAAGUGAGUUAGGCACACACAAAGAACAGAGCUCAGAGAGACAUGGGUCAGUUUGUAGACUUGAGUAUAAACAAUCUAACCUUAUAGUGAAAGCUUCCAGAGAAGCAAAUCCAGUAUGUAGUAAUCAGAUGUCUACAGCAUUAUCUCCAUGCAAAGUUUUCUUGGUAUUACUAUCUUCACCCAUAAGAAGAUGGCAAAAAGAAUGGUUCAUGAUGUGUUGUCGUUUUAUCUUGUUCCAGUCUUGUUCAAGAAGCUGCAGUGUACUUAGUGGCGAGAUCUGAGUAGGUGGAUUUUUCUGUAUUUUUCAUCACAACUUUUACUGUGAUGUUGCUGAUGUAUCAGCAGGAAAAAGCAUCAUUUGUUACGUGAUAGAAAUGUGCUGGUUAAAAAGCUUCCUUUAGAAAAGCAUCCUUUGCUGCCAUUUAUUACCUGUUAGUAGCCUGGGCAGAAUUAAAAUGAGGCCACUUGGGAAGAGAGAUGCAAGGCAGACCGGUGCUUUUCCUCCAUACGGGCACUGCAGGAUUAAUGCACUGGAUGAUGACUUUUUUUGAUAGAAUAAAUUGUGUGUAGUCUACCGUAAAUAUAAUACGUACCUCUCUGUACAUUUUCCCAACCACAGGCUUUCACAGCAUGCUGAAAGUAGGAAAGCAGGCCACAAAACAGGAGGGGAGAGGAAUUACUUUACUGGGUGAUAACUUCUCAAAAUGGGAGGUAGCCUUCACAAUUCCUGCUUGUACGUUUUGGUGUAAUUUGGCCAGCACUGGGCUGUUGUGCUCUACAAAUGAAGCCAUGAGUAUGCAGAGACAAUUCUGCAGUGCAGCCGCCGUUUGUUGUGAACAUUUCGCAGCACAUGAACUGUGCCCCAGGAGUCUCUGCCAGACUCCAGCCCUAAUAACUGGCGUGUUUGAUCCUGCCUCUCAAAUUUUGCAGAGGAAAUCCAGUGGGAGAAAAAACAACUAAGCAAAUUUCCUCUUUUGAGGCAGGGAUGGUAGGAGGCUUGGUUAUCCUUGUUAGCUUUCUGGGGGUGCAGGAGAAAGGACUACUUUAGUGGAGGAAUAUCAGAGAUGGCUUGUCUCAUGAUGUUUACAAGUCCUUUUAGAUGUCACUGUAAGUGCUCUUGCUCUUAGCUGGUAGAAGUGAAGGCCUGUCAGGAAAGGAAAAUGGCUUCUGAUGUUCCUGGAUAACUGUUUUAUUAGCUGCUACCUUCACAGUGUACACUUGGAUGACUUAGCUGAAGAAAAUUAGUACACCUGAGACUUUCAGUCAGUCUUGUAUUCGUUUAGAAUGAAAAGUAGUUUGAUCAGUUUGUGUAAAAACAUAUCCAUCCUUUUUUCCUCUCAAAAGAUCAGUGCUCUCCCUCAGGAAAGAAAUGAAAGCUGCUCCUGCUCCUUUAGCGAUUGCUUCUGAUUUCCACUGCUUUAGAGCAAAGUGCAGCUGUGUCAUUGUAUCUUCCGCUUGACAGAUCAUCCUGAGAUGAGAAAAUGAAAGAAGUGUUCAAACCAAAAUGGGCAUUACGAGGGGAGCAGUUGUAUUGACCUCUUUCCAAAUGCUGCAUGCAUCCAGUAUCGCUGCAUGGGUUGGGACUUGCUAACCAAUUAGUCAUUUAUAAAACUUCCUAAGUGAAACACAGAGGAACAGCGUGACCUACCAGACUGAUACGAGAUUGGAAGUCAGAUGCUGACAAAUUCCAAUCUCACUACUGCCACUUGCUCACUGAAUGGCCUUGGCAAGUCACUUUCCCUCCUUCUCCCUUAUGCUCCAGAGCUGUAAUACAUCUGAGAGCAAUCCUUGCCUGUCUCAUGAGGAUUUGGGGGAGCAGUGAGUGCUAUACAAGUGCUGUGUAUUGUUAUUAAAACUAUAAUAUGUCAGGUAGUGCAGAUACAUAGAUCAUCUGCCCUCUUCAGGCACUUGACUGUUAGCCUUAUGUCUAGGCACACCAAAAAUGUGCAGGAUAUCAGGUAUAAUGACGCAUUUCAGUCUUGAAAUUACUCGUGUCUUCAAGGUCAGAUUUGGUGACUUCAAUAUCUGUUUCACAGCCGCAAUACCGUGUUUCCGUCUAAUGGUGAUAAAUGAAAGUGUAACUCGUUUGUAAUUCCUUCUCUGUCUUCCUAAAUAUUUUGUUUCUUAGGAAGCUGAUGCUGCUAUGAACAUAUUGAAUAAUACUGAAUUUGCAAUAUUCUGCUUUCUAGAUAUAACUGUUUAUAUUUAAAAGUGCUAAGACUGCAUUGCAAUAAAUAAUGCCCAUGUAACAGCUGGCUUCA